Molecule: messenger RNA, 951 nt
Organism: Sinocyclocheilus grahami
Lineage: Eukaryota; Metazoa; Chordata; Actinopteri; Cypriniformes; Cyprinidae
Product: chymotrypsin B-like
Exons: 6
Coding region: 1-951 (316 amino acids)
Biological process (GO): DNA recombination; DNA integration; proteolysis
Molecular function (GO): DNA binding; serine-type endopeptidase activity
Source: RefSeq, a predicted model, not a curated record
AUGCCCCAACUUACCUACACCAAUGACGGUGAGGCUAUCAAUCCCACUGGAAGGCCAGAUUUAGAGGGCUCAAAAAGCACAACCAAACAGAGAAUGUCUCAUUGGAUAGUGGAGGCUAUCUCUAUGGCCUAUGAGGCGCGUGGUUUGACUUCGCCUCUAGGGGUGUGUGCUCAUUCAACAAGAGCAAUGGCUUCUUCUCAGGCUCUCUUUAAGGGGUCUUCGUUGGAAAAUAUUUGUGCUGCAGCAGGAUGGUCCUCUCCUAGCACUUUCAUCAAGUUCUACAGUCUGGAUGUAAGGACGGCUCCUGGCUCCCAGCACCCCAAUGGUUUCCACUUCUGCGGAGGAUCCCUGAUAAACGAGAACUGGGUGCUCACUGCUGCCCAAUGCGCUGUCAUGGUGGGCUCUCACCGUGUCAUUCUUGGAGAACAUAAUCGUGGCUCCAAUGAUGAACCCAUCCAGUUCCAACUAGUUUCCAAGGUCAUCACCCAUCCACUCUACAACAGGGCAACCUUCAACAAUGACAUUGCUCUGCUGAAACUGUCGGCUCCAGUCACAUUUACACCCCGUAUCUCUCCUGUAUGUCUGGCUACAUCAAACACCAACAUCCUGCCUGGGACCCGCUGCUUCACCACUGGCUGGGGCCAGACUGCCACCACAACGAGCCCUGAGAUCCUGCAGCAAACAGUUGUACCCAUCAUUAGUCCUGCUGUGUGCAGGCAGAUCUGGGGUCAGAGCAGAAUUACUGAUGCCAUGAUCUGUGCUGGAGCCUCCGGUUCCUCAACUUGCCAGGGUGAUUCUGGUGGUCCUCUGGUGUGUGAGAGUUCAGGGGUCUGGACUCUGGUGGGCUCUGUGUCUUGGGAAAGAAGCACUUGUGACCCCCGUUUCCCUGCAGUCUACGCCAGCAUCUCCCAGCUGCACUCUUGGAUCGACAAGACUAUUUCUUCCAACUAG